UACCCAUCUUUCCGUCCGAACUCGCUUUACGUGCAUCGCACGUGCGAUACCCUCAACCCAUAUAAUAAUUCCCAUCUCCAUAUAAGAUUAGGGCUCGUUCGGUCUCGUGUGAUUUCUGAUCGGAGGAGGACGAACGCGGUCGGCUGCGGCUCUUUCGGGCAGGUUACGGUGUCUGUUUAGUAUCAAUUCCAUCAGUCAUGACUGGAAAGGCAAAGCCGAAGAAGCAUACGGCCAAAGAGAUAGCGUCAAAGGUGGAUGCGGCGACUACGAACAGAGGGGGAGGGAAGGCUGGGCAAGCCGAUCGUUCUGGGAUCGAGAAGGGCGGCCAUGCCAAGUUUGAAUGCCCUCACUGCAAGAUCACUGCCCCUGAUGUCAAAUCUAUGGAGAUUCACCAUGAGGCCAAGCACCCCAAGAUCCCCUUUGAUGAAACCAAGAUCUCCAACUUGCAUGCCACCCAUGUCGUCGAAUCCUCCAAGGCUCGCCCUGGCGUCCGUGGCAGUUACAAGAAAUAGCCACAUCUCCCCCUUUUCCACCUAGCUCUUUUCAACCCUUGUCCUGCCAGCUGUUGGGUUUGUUUGGGGACGUUAGAUCACCUGCUACAACUUCUUCUUCUACUACUUUUACUACUACUUGUCCUUUUUAUUACUUCGUACCAUGGAACAAAGAGAAUGUGUUACUUGUCUAUGCUGCAAACAUGUGCUCUUUAUGUUUA
Molecule: messenger RNA, 712 nt
Organism: Magnolia sinica
Lineage: Eukaryota; Viridiplantae; Streptophyta; Magnoliopsida; Magnoliales; Magnoliaceae
Product: protein METHYLENE BLUE SENSITIVITY 1-like
Exons: 2
Coding region: 198-512 (104 amino acids)
Source: RefSeq, a predicted model, not a curated record